Pteronotus mesoamericanus is the source of this 1332-nucleotide messenger RNA. Its product is annotated as transmembrane protease serine 11G-like. NCBI's taxonomy places the organism in Eukaryota, Metazoa, Chordata, Mammalia, Chiroptera, Mormoopidae. The record is from RefSeq and is a predicted model, not a curated record. Gene Ontology annotation, molecular function: serine-type endopeptidase activity. Gene Ontology annotation, biological process: proteolysis. Gene Ontology annotation, cellular component: plasma membrane; extracellular region.
AUGCCAAGAUGCUACUCAUUUGAUGAGAAAUCACAAAGCGCACGGAGGUGGAAGAGUAUGCAUUCUCAACAGUGUAUGAUGUACCAGCCACCAAUAAGAACCAGAAGAAGAAAUUUCUUGAAACCAUGGAUGAUUGCCCUUAUUAUUGUAGCUGUUGUGUUGGUUCUAGCAAUAAUCAUCGGUCUCCUUGUAUAUUUUUUGGCAUUUGAUCAGAAAGUGCACUAUUACCAAACCUCUUUCCAGAUCCCCAGUAUUAAAUAUAAUCCUGAUUUUUCAGUAGAACACUCAAAUAUUAGGACUGACCUGAAACAAAAAAUCAGUGAAGAGAUAGAUAAUAUAUUUCAAAAUUCCAGUUUAAAUCAACAUUAUAUCAAGUCUCAUGUUGUCGACUUUAGGUCAAGUAAUGAUGGUUUGAAAACAGAUGUAUUGCUUAAAUUUCAAUUUGUUUCUAACAAUGCAGACACAAUAAAAAGUCAAGCUGCUAAUAUUUUGUAUCAGAAGUUAAAAUUAAAUGAAAGCUUCUUGAAGACAGAUUCUACUUUACCUUAUCUUAGAGCUGUAAGUGAAGCACAAGCAGAACACAUCGUGAACAGUGGUUGUGGUUUAGGGAGGGAGUCUCCGUCCAUGGAAAAAAUUGCUGCUGGUUAUGUUGCCAGGAAAGCUGAUUGGCCAUGGCAAGCCAGCCUGCAAAUGGAUGGCAUGCAUUUCUGUGGGGCAUCUUUGAUCAGUGAGGAGUGGCUCCUGACUGCCGCUCAUUGCUUCGACACUUACAAAAACCCCAAACUCUGGAUGGCUAGUUUUGGAACAACUCUAAGCCCUCCACUAAUGAGAAGAAAGGUGCAGUCAAUUAUCAUUCAUGAAAAUUAUGCUGCCCAUAAGCACGAUGAUGACAUCGCUGUGGUGAAGCUCUCCACCCCUAUCCUGUUUUCUGAAGAUGUGCACAGAGUCUGCCUCCCAGAUGCCACUUUUGAAGUCUUGCCUAAGAAUAAAGUGUUUGUCACUGGAUGGGGAGCAUUUAAAGCAAAUGGUCCCUUUCCCAAUACUCUGAGACAAGUUGAAAUAGAGAUCAUAAGUAAUAAUAUAUGUAAUCAAAUUAAUGUAUAUGGUGGUGCUGUGUCAUCAGGAAUGAUAUGUGCUGGAUUCUUGUCAGGAAAACUCGAUGCAUGUGAGGGUGAUUCUGGGGGACCUCUGGUUAUAGCACGUGGUACAAACAUCUGGUACCUUAUUGGAAUAGUAAGCUGGGGAAUAGACUGUGGAAAAGAAAACAAGCCUGGAAUUUAUACAAAAGUGACUCGUUAUCGGGACUGGAUUAAAUCUAAAACUAACAUCUAA